Molecule: messenger RNA, 2982 nt
Organism: Necator americanus (New World hookworm)
Lineage: Eukaryota; Metazoa; Nematoda; Chromadorea; Rhabditida; Ancylostomatidae
Exons: 6
Coding region: 1-2982 (993 amino acids)
Source: RefSeq, a predicted model, not a curated record
AUGCAGCCUCGUUUGCGUGUUGUUGUUCCACAGUAUCCACAUACAUCGGAACAAGUAUCACCAGUGGACCAUUCACUCCAAACCCCUCCAAUGGCACAACAAGUCGAGUUUUCGCAUUUCGGCAGUUCAGCAACGACUGGUGGGAUACCUGUCGAAGGGCAGCAUUGCGACGGACGAGAGGACGAAGUAGAUCCAGGUGUAGUUGCAAUAGUUUGGACCGUAGUUGUUGAAGGCAGAAGUGUGGAUGUAGAUCUCGGUACUGUGGUCGUUGAAGUAGGCACCGUGGUUGUGGAGGUUGGAACCGUCGUAGUCGAGGUCGGCACUGUGGUCGUUGAAGUAGCUGCUGUGGUUGUAGAGGUCGGUACAGUCGUUGUGGAAGUAGGCACCGUAGUUGUGGAGGUUGGAACCGUCGUAGUCGAGGAAGGCGCGGUGGUAGUGCUGGACGGCAGAGUUGUAGUCGAGGUCGGCACUGUAGUUGUAGAUGUCGGUACUGUGGUCGUGCUGGUUGGCACAGUUGUUGUAGAUGUCGGCACUGUCGUCGUUGAAGUAGGCACCGUGGUUGUAGAGGUCGGAACAGUUGUCGUGGAAGUAGGCACCGUGGUUGUGGAGGUCGGAACAGUUGUUGUGGAAGUAGGCACUGUAGUUGUGGAAGUAGGCACCGUGGUUGUAGAGGUCGGUACUGUUGUUGUGGAAGUAGGCACCGUGGUUGUAGAGGUUGGAACCGUCGUAGUCGAGGUCGGCACUGUGGUCGUUGAAGUAGCUGCUGUGGUUGUAGAGGUCGGUACAGUUGUUGUGGAAGUAGGCACCGUGGUUGUGGAAGUAGGCACCGUGGUUGUAGAGGUCGGUACUGUUGUUGUGGAAGUAGGCACUGUAGUUGUGGAAGUAGGCACCGUGGUUGUAGAGGUCGGUACUGUUGUUGUGGAAGUAGGCACCGUGGUUGUGGAGAGGAGUAGGACGUUUGUAGAGGUUGUUGUUGUGGAAGUAGGCACCGUGGUUGUAGAGGUCGGUACUGUUGUUGUGGAAGUAGGCACUGUAGUUGUGGAAGUAGGCACCGUGGUUGUAGAGGUCGGUACUGUUGUUGUGGAAGUAGGCACUGUAGUUGUGGAAGUAGGCACCGUGGUUGUAGAGGUCGGUACUGUUGUUGUGGAAGUAGGCACCGUGGUUGUAGAGGUCGGAACAGUUGUUGUGGAAGUAGGCACUGUAGUUGUGGAAGUAGGCACCGUGGUUGUAGAGGUCGGUACAGUUGUUGUGGAAGUAGGCACCGUGGUUGUGGAGGUAGGUGUGGAAGUAGGCACUGUAGUUGUGGAAGUAGGCACCGUGGUUGUAGAGGUCGGUACUGUUGUUGUGGAAGUAGGCACCGUGGUUGUAGAGGUCGGUACAGUUGUUGUGGAAGUAGGCACCGUGGUUGUGGAGGUUGGAACCGUCGUAGUUGAAGUAGGCACCGUGGUCGUGCUGGUUGGCACAGUUGUUGUAGAUGUCGGCACUGUCGUCGUUGAAGUAGGCACCGUGGUUGUAGAGGUCGGUACUGUUGUUGUGGAAGUAGGCACCGUGGUUGUAGAGGUUGGAACCGUGGUCGUUGAAGUAGGCACUGUGGUUGUGGAAGUAGGCACCGUGGUUGUAGAGGUCGGUACAGUUGUUGUGGAAGUAGGCACCGUGGUUGUAGAGGUCGGUACAGUUGUUGUGGAAGUAGGCACCGUGGUUGUAGAGGUAGGUACAGUUGUCGUGGAAGUAGGCACCGUGGUUGUGGAGGUAGGUACUGUUGUUGUGGAAGUAGGCACUGUCGUUGUGGAAGUAGGCACCGUGGUUGUAGAGGUCGGAACAGUUGUCGUGGAAGUAGGCACCGUGGUUGUGGAGGUUGGAACCGUCGUAGUCGAGGUCGGCACUGUGGUCGUUGAAGUAGGCACCGUGGUUGUGAGAGUCGGCACAGUUGUUGUGGAAGUAGGCACUGUGGUUGUAGAAGUUGGAACCGUCGUAGUCGAAGUCGGUACUGUGGUGGUUGAAGUAGGCACAGUGGUUGUUGAAGUAGGCACUGUGGUUGUGGAAAAGUCGGCACUGUGGUCGUUAGAUGUCGGCACUGUGGUCGUUGAAGUAGGCACUGUGGUGGUUGAAGUAGGUACCGUGGUUGUGGAGAUUGGAACCGUUGUAGUCGAGGUCGGUACAAUUGUUGUAGAAGUAGGCACCGUGGUGGUUGAAGUUUUGGUCGGCACGUGUUGUGAAGUACCGUUUGUGGAGGUCGGUACAGUUGUUGUGGAAGUAGGCACCGUGGUUGUAGAGGUCGGUACAGUUGUUGUGGAAGUAGGCACCGUGGUUGUAGAGGUAGGUACAGUUGUUGUGGAAGUAGGCACUGUAGUUGUGGAAGUAGGCACCGUGGUUGUAGAGGUCGGUACUGUUGUUGUGGAAGUAGGCACUGUAGUUGUAGAAGUAGGCACCGUGGUUGUAGAGGUCGGUACUGUUGUUGUGGAAGUAGGCACCGUGGUUGUAGAGGUCGGAACAGUUGUCGUGGAAGUAGGCACCGUGGUUGUGGAGGUCGGAACAGUUGUUGUGGAAGUAGGCACUGUAGUUGUGGAAGUAGGCACCGUGGUUGUAGAGGUCGGUACUGUUGUUGUGGAAGUAGGCACCGUGGUUGUAGAGGUCGGUACUGUUGUUGUGGAAGUAGGCACCGUGGUUGUGGAAGUAGGCACCGUGGUUGUAGAGGUCGGUACUGUUGUUGUGGAAGUAGGCACCGUGGUUGUAGAGGUGGGUACAGUUGUUGUAGAGGUAGGUACAAUUGUUGUGGAAGUAGGCACCGUGGUUGUAGAGGUCGUAGGCACCGUGGUUGUAGAAGUGGUGGAAGUCGGCACUGUGGUUGUGGAAGUAGGCACUGUGGUUGUAGAGGUCGGCACUGUGGUUGUGGAAGUAGGUACUGUGGUUGUGGAAGUAGGCACUGUUGUUGUGGAGGAUGGAACAGUCGUGGUAGAGGUCGGCACUGUGGUCGUGAAGUAG